Messenger RNA from Prunus armeniaca (apricot), 303 nucleotides. NCBI's taxonomy places the organism in Eukaryota, Viridiplantae, Streptophyta, Magnoliopsida, Rosales, Rosaceae. The record is from the annotation of a GenBank genome assembly.
AUGUUGAGGUUCAUGAUGGGAAGAGUGACAGAGAUUUAUAAGAAACUUGAAGAGGAUUUUGGGGAGACAGUACUUUGUUCCCCAAAGUUUGAUCUGCAGACUGUACUUGCGGUAUCACCACUUCUGAUUGCUGCUUUUGCUGGUGUUAGAGGUGUUCCAUUAACCCCAAAUAAGAAGCAAACCAUGUUAGAAGUCCUCACACUGCCGCCUUCACGAGGGAUGAAACUAAGAAACUAUGGAACAAUGGUGUGCCUUCUUCCAGAUCAGACAUUCUUUCUAUCAAUUCAAGGAAGGUUAAAAUGA